UUGUCACAUAUCAGCUGGUCGUCGGUAAAAUAAUUUGUAAAUGAGUAAAACUUUGAAUAUUUAACAAUAAUAAAUACACUCGUAUUUUAUUUUUAAAAUGAGGUUCAAAACGAUUGGGCUUAUAAAACAAAUCCAUACGUUGUGUGGUAGUACACCAAGCCGAAAAUUUAGUACACUUAUUAAUACAAAGCGGAGAAUAAUUUUUAACCCCUUAAAGCUUUCAUCGUUAGUGUGUGUAUAUUCUUCAGACAACAAAAAACAUUUUUUAGAAAUAGAUAAAAAAGCAGAAGCUUUAAAAGGUGCUUUAGAACAAAAGAAAGUUCAAAUUAAAGAUACAGAGCAGAAAAUUCGACAAAAAGGUGUUGAAAUUGUUCGCGACUUGAAACAACAAAGACAAAUUACUGGUCACAAGCUUAAAGUUAAGAAAGAACACUUAGUGAAGGAUAUUUUAGAAACAAGAGCUAAAGUUAGAGAAAAAAUUGAGGAAGUUGUGGAGAAAGAAAAUGUUUUUACCAUACCCAAUAUACUAUGCAUGACUAGAAUAGUUAUGUCUCCAUAUUUAGGUUAUGUCAUUUUGCAAGAUCAUUAUAACUUGGCUCUAGGAUUAUUAGUAUUUGCGGGUGUCACAGAUCUGUUAGAUGGGUGGAUAGCACGCAAUUGGGAAGGUCAGUCAUCAAAAAUGGGUUCAUUUUUGGAUCCAAUGGCUGACAAAGUCCUUAUAGCCACCUUAUUCAUAAGUCUUACAUGGCAAGAUUUGAUACCACUUCCUUUGACUUUGUUAAUUGUGGCUCGUGACGCAGUAUUGGUAGGGGCGGGUUUUGUUAUAAGAUAUAUCAGUCUACCACCCCCUAAAACACUAAGUAGAUAUUUUGAUGUGACUCAUGCCACAGCUCAAUUGGCACCUACAUUUAUUAGCAAAAUUAAUACUGCAAUCCAAUUGCUACUGGUGGGAACUGCCUUAGCUUCACCAGUAUUCAAUUUUGUAGAUCAUCCAGCUCUAAAUGCACUAUGUGGAUUAACUGCAGCAUCUACUGUUAUUUCAGCAAUCAGUUAUAUUAUAAGUAAGGAUACCUAUAAACUCUUAAAGAAGAAAUUAUGAGCAAUAUGUGAAUUUCAUGUGUCGUCUUCCAGCUGUGUGUAAAAAGUAAAUUUGGAAUUAAAAUGUUUUUAAACAGUUUUCCAUGAAAUGUAAUUGUUAAGCCUAAAAAAUAUAUCAAAUGGUUAAAAUAAAUUUCUGAUUUGUAUAAAAUAGGGAUAGUUUUAUUAAAUCAUUCUAUUCACAUGAAUAAACUGCUUAUAAUGCACAAAAUACUCAUAUAUUAUAAAAAA
Nymphalis io (European peacock) is the source of this 1329-nucleotide messenger RNA. RefSeq names its product probable cardiolipin synthase (CMP-forming) (gene CLS). The transcript is spliced from 5 exons. Gene Ontology annotation, molecular function: cardiolipin synthase activity. The coding region runs from base 98 to 1099 and encodes 333 amino acids. The record is from RefSeq and is a predicted model, not a curated record. Gene Ontology annotation, cellular component: membrane; mitochondrion. Lineage: Eukaryota; Metazoa; Arthropoda; Insecta; Lepidoptera; Nymphalidae. Gene Ontology annotation, biological process: cardiolipin biosynthetic process.